Molecule: messenger RNA, 1623 nt
Organism: Heterotrigona itama
Lineage: Eukaryota; Metazoa; Arthropoda; Insecta; Hymenoptera; Apidae
Source: the annotation of a GenBank genome assembly
AUGAGCUCGUUCCUGAUGAAUCCAUCCGCCGGCGGUGGAUAUCAUCAUCACCAACAUCAGCAGGCAGCUAGCAAUCAUCAUCUGGCCACGACUUCCGUCAUGGUGGACCCGAAAUUUCCACCUACCGAGGAGUACAGUCAGAGCAACUACAUCCCGUCCACUGGAACGGACUUCUUUCCCGCCAGCGGCGGUGGCCACCACUUGAAUCAUCCGCAGUCUCAUCAACUGCAGUAUGGCUAUCAUCAGCACCAUCAUCAAGCAGCCUCCACUCCUUAUGGUGCAUCGAGCGCCGUCCAGCUAAACGGCGGUUACGCUGGCUACGGUAGCUACUACGGACCUCAUCAUCCUCAUCAUCAAGUGCACGCCGUUCAUCACGCGAGCUUGCAUCCUCAUCAUCAUGCGGUGGGCGCGUUGGCGAUGCCGCCGGAGGCUCAACAACCACCGCUCACGUGUCCAUCCUCGAUGCAAAACCAGCAACAACCACAGCAGCAGCAACCACCUGUGUCCGCAUCCACUGUCCUCGGCACUACUCCAUUGUCACCUGGCAUCAUGCAGAAUCACGUGCAGCCGCCGGACAGUCUUCAACACCAUCAGCAACCGAGUCAACAACAGCAACCGCACGAAAACAACGCAUGCAGCCCGGCAAGUUCCGGUCAACUGCAUCGCGACAACUCGCCGGAUCUUCAGCAGCAACCGGCUGCUGGUCAACAGCCUCAGCACAUACAAAACGCGCAGCAACAGCAGCAACAGCAGCAGAAUCAACAGCAGUCGCAACAGCAACAUCACGUGGACGACGGUUCCGAUCAGGAUGACAUGGAGGAUGAUCAGACGAUGGACGGGUCGCCAGGAAUGAUGGAGGAUGAUGAGGAGGACGAAGAAAACGGGGACCGUGUGAUUUAUCCGUGGAUGAGAAAGAUUCAUGUCGCUGGUGUCGCGAACGGCUCGUACCAGCCAGGAAUGGAGCCGAAGCGACAGAGGACCGCGUACACGAGGCACCAGAUCCUCGAGCUGGAGAAGGAAUUCCAUUACAAUAGGUACCUGACGAGACGGCGACGGAUCGAGAUCGCUCAUACCCUGGUAUUGUCCGAGCGGCAGAUUAAGAUCUGGUUCCAGAACCGACGCAUGAAGUGGAAGAAGGACAACAAGCUGCCGAACACGAAGAACGUGCGCAGGAAGAAUGCCAAUGGCCAAACAGCGCCACCGUCGGCGAAACCGGCGAAAACGCCGGCCACCAGAUCGAAACUGGCGACCGGCAACAACAACAGCCAAAGGAAGAACAACAACAAUUCGCCGUCGAGCGGGAUCGACGCCAGUCUGGACUCGAGCGUCGCUCUCUCGGACAUGGCGGACGUGCACGCGGUGAACGCCGCCCUUCCGCAUACGAACGUGGUUCAUCCGAGCUUCCAAGGUCACCCGCAUCCGCUGGCCCAUCUUCAAGCGCAGCUGAGUCAUCAUCAUGUGAGCGGCAUGAUGGAGGGUCCAACGGGGGGACCGUUGGGACACAUCGGCUCCGGAAGUAUCAGCCCUCUUGCCCCAGCUACCAGUCCCUCCGGACUGUCGCAGGUCUCCGCGCCCAUUCCGCCACCGGCCAUCAAGUCCGAUUACGGGCUCACGGCGCUGUAA